UUGCGCUCGGCGUAGGCUGCGCUCGGGCUGGCGUACUACGAACUUUUAAGUUUAUUUUUUAAAUGUUAAUCAUCUUUGAUAUCUUGAACCUAAGAACUUUUUAGUUUCAUUGCCUAGAUUAAUUAUAAACUAUUAACAAUUGUGAUAAUAGCAGCGGUAAGCCUACCUACCUACAAAUAAGUAAAACGGGAUGCUGGCUGCUGCUAAAAAGUGCAUCUGAAAUUAUUGUGGACGUGCACCGUGCACGAUUUCGUCUCCCGAGCCUGACCAUCGCCACUUUCUCUCGUGGUGCGCUUUAACUCAACUCUGUGAACUGUUACUCAACACUUGUGAAAGGAGUUCUAAAAAUUCUGUACCUCUACGUGAUUCCGAUUCAGAUGGCUCGUAAAAUUGUAACGGUUUAGUCUCUUUGAUGGCUGCCGUGUUAACAUCGGUUUAACUUGUGUUCAAAGUUAGUGUGAUGUAUAUUGUGUCGUGAUGGUAGAACGUGAAGGAAUGCGGCGCGGGGGCUGCGGCUGGGGCGGCGGAUUCUUAGGACGCUGGUCCUUACGCCGAUUGCUUCUGGACAGCCCUUUAGUGGGCCGGAGGCUAGCGCAUUCAGUAUUGGACCAGGGUGAGCGGCCUGUGAGAAUUGGCACUGAACAAGCGCAGGCGAGGCCGGCAGUGCAAUAUAUCGCGGAAGACGAAGAGGGCGAGGUGCUGGACUGCCCGCUAUGCUUGUCCACGUUCAGCGCCGUCAGCAUGGUGCGGCUGGCGUGGUGCGCGCACCGCUGCUGCGAGCCGUGCCUGCGCCAGUACCUCGCCAUCGAGAUCUUCGAGGCGCGCGUGCCAGUGAACUGCCCCGUGUGCCACGAGAGCAUGCACCCCUCCGAUGUACGCCGGAUAGUGGACAACCCGACGUUGUACGACAAAUACGAGGAGUUCUCAGUGAGGCGCGCGCUCGCUGCCGACCCAGACACGAGGUGGUGUCCUGCGCCUGACUGCAGCUUCGCAGUAGUGGCGACCGGGUGCGCGUCGUGUCCGAAGCUAACUUGCCUGGCGCCCGGCUGCGGUGCGUCCUUUUGCUACCACUGUAAGGCGGCGUGGCACCCCACGCAGACGUGCGACGCGGCUCGCCGCAGCCGCCAGCCGCCGCCGCGUGCGCCGCAACCAUCCCACAACGACAUGGAGCACGGUGAGGUGAAGCCUUGCCCUCGUUGCUCCGUGCUCAUCGUGAAGGUCGAGGACGGCUCGUGCAACCACAUGGUGUGCUGCGUAUGCGGCGCGGAGUUUUGCUGGCUGUGCAUGAAAGAGGUGUCCGACCUACACUACCUCAGUCCAAGCGGCUGCACGUUCUGGGGUAAAAAGCCAUGGUCGCGGAAGAAGAAACUUCUCUGGCAGCUCGGCACGCUGGCCGGCGCGCCGCUGGGCAUCGCCGUGGUGGCCGGGGUGGCGCUGCCGGCGCUGCUGGUCGGCCUGCCGCUGUGGGCGGGGCGCCGCGCGCACCGGCGGCUGCGGCGCGCGCGCCCUGCGAGGCGCCGAGCGGCAGUGGCGGCCGCCGUUGCCGCUGCGUUGCUGGUGUCACCGCUGGUGGCCGGGCUGGCGGUGGGCAUCGGGGUGCCGAUCCUGCUGUUCUACGUGUACGGCGUGGUGCCGGUGUCGCUGUGCCGCGCGGGGGGUUGCGCCGCCGCGCCCUCGCCCUUCGACGACGACCGCGACCAGCCCGUCGACAACCCUCUGGACCUGGACGCGGCCUCCAGGCGACUGGAGCCCAGCAUCGGUGACGCGUCGCUCUCAGCGGGGUCCCAGCAAGCCGAGGUGCGGGCGCCGUCUCUCGCAGGCCUGGCGGGCUCCCUGGGCGGACACGAGGCCGCGUCCCCGGCAACCCACCGCCUCGAAGUCACCGCGGACGUAGCCGCCUCUGACACGGCCAGCGCUGCCAGCUGGCCUGACGACCUGCCCUCCACAUCAGCUUCGACCUCCAGAUCCGCCGCCAGACUACGGAGCUUAUUCCUCUACGGAUCAGCUCACCCUCCCUCGGAUCCUGAAGUUGGAGAGUGCCAACAGCCCCCUAUCUCUCUAAUCACACCCUCGCAACGCGUGGAACUGUCGGCGGCGUGCGAAACGCGCUCCGUCCGAUCUCCCUCCCCGGACGCCUCGUAACGAACGGGUGUAUGAACAGUGACCGAACAAGUGGUUCCGGCGUGGAUAGUGCGAUAAUCUCAGAGGAGUUGUGAACUUGAGUGUAAAGUGAACAAAGUGAACUUAAGUGAAAAGUGAUAUAUUAUAAACCCGAGUCAUGAUUGUCUUGAUUACUGACUGACCGCAAUGUUUUUGUUUUUUGUUGAUUUUAGAUAAAUAGCCAUAUAAACAAGCAAGAGGCGCUAAAGCAUAAAAUACUACACGGAUGCUGAAAUUGAGAUAUAUGCAUUUUUAUCAGACCAAAAGUAAUUUUACGCCUAUUUGAACGUUUGAAGGAUACUUUGUUACUAAAGGAUAAAACAUACAGCUCCCGGGGCGGAAGUCACGCAAAGCUCAGAGCAAUAGUGUAAAAAGAACUCCGAUUGUAUAAAAUUCCACUUCAAAGCACAUGCCUCCUCUGUCAUAGAGAGGGAUUUAGUACUCCACUCUGCUUUAAUGCAGAUUAUGAUGAAAUGAGUUUGGCGAAAGCUUAUAGAGAUUAUAAAAUUAAUAUUAGCUCGAAGCGUGUAUUAUUUGUAAGAAGUUGUUACUAUAAAAAUUACGCUAAUUAAACGGCUAAACAAAAGCUGCCGCCCCGGCGGCUGUCUGUUUUACCCUUAAGAUAUUAAAUAUCCACUGACAAGGAUAUAUGACGACGAUAGUAUUAAUUUCCUUUUUCAUACUCAUCUUAUAAUUUAAUCAAUAUUUUCAUUACUCUUUUUAGUAAAGACAAAAGACAUUGUUAAGUAAGGUAUUUUUUUUAAUUAUAAUUAAAACAUACCUUUAAAUACAAAAUAUAUGUUAAUUUUAUUUGUUUUUAUUUAUUUGGAUAGACGUUUUUUUUUUUGGUUAUAAUACUUUACAGUUUAACACUUGAAAGUAAUGGAAAUAUUGUUUAUGUUUUAAUUCAUAAGACAUGUUAGAAAAACUGACUAUACGCAUCUGUAUAAUCGGAUUCCUUCUGUACAGCCAUUAGUAGAAAGGGAAACAGGGUGAUCGAUAAAUAAUGUAAUGAUAAUGACAUGCAAUGAAUAUAUAGUGAGUCAACUUCAUGCUACGGUACUCAUUGAGCUUACCGUCGCGCAAGUAAAUCGAUGCCGACGCCUGCAGGCAUCCGCACCGCAGGCGUCGUGGGCAGGGUAGGAUCGCGCAUUGCAACCAUUCGUUGCACUGUCGGACGGCCGCGUGUUCUGUUCACUCACUGUAUACGCUUAACACAUAAAAUAAUAGUAUUUCUAGCAUUUAAAGUUUAAAAAAACUUAAUUUAUAAUUUUUAUAAUUUUUAAUAGUGUUGUAAUGUACCUACACUUGGGGGAAUUAUCAUUUUUAUAAGUUAAGUAGCUGAAUUAGAUAAAGCGCUCAGGCCGCGAUUGCCAGAGAGUCGCAGGUUCAAAUCCUGUCGGUUCCGUUAAAUUUUUAUAUGCAUUUUCAAUUUAUAAAACUUAAUUUAUAUUGUAUGGUUUUUUCAAAUAAUAUCAGAUAAACGCUAAAAUGUAUGUGAUCUUAGUUAACAUAAUUAACACUACAUAAUUGCAAAGUAUAUAUGCAGAUAGUAAAAAUUUGUAAACAAAUUUAUCACAACACCAUUAGUUGUCAUAUCCGACUCACUGAGAUAAAAGAGAAUAACAACCCGUUAUGUAUUAUCAAAUAGUUGCGUCAUGCACUAGCAUGUGUCUUAACCAUAUUUAAUAAAAAACAAUCUCCUUUUAAUAUAGCGGCAUUUAUUUUAGUCUAAAGUGAAUUGAGGUUAAGUAAAAAUGCAUUGUUUCCAUAUAAGCGUCAAAGUAUGAACCUAAUAUUCCUUGUUUUGAAGUUGUAUAUUCUGUAAUACUGAUUUUAUUAAACAAACGUGCUAUGUGUGCUGACUUGAGAAGUUUUAAAUCAUAAGCUUUAAGGCAAGGAAAAUAAGUUCGAAUUACUCUGUUUUUACAGCAAUUUCUUACUAUUGGCAACAAAACGAAUAUAUUUUUCUACUAAGUAUUCCUUGCAUAUAUGCAGUAAUGAAAGAGCAUAAAUAUAAUUAUAUCUAAAACUACCUGUGUUUCACUUGAGUGGCUAUCUUUUAAAUAAAUAUUUAUUAUCUAAUAAAAUUAGUAGUCUGAUAACCACAAACUCGCAGC
This is a messenger RNA of Pararge aegeria (speckled wood butterfly), 4280 nucleotides long. RefSeq names its product E3 ubiquitin-protein ligase RNF19B-like. Gene Ontology annotation, molecular function: ubiquitin protein ligase activity; ubiquitin conjugating enzyme binding; zinc ion binding. Gene Ontology annotation, biological process: protein polyubiquitination; positive regulation of proteasomal ubiquitin-dependent protein catabolic process; ubiquitin-dependent protein catabolic process. The transcript is spliced from 9 exons. Lineage: Eukaryota; Metazoa; Arthropoda; Insecta; Lepidoptera; Nymphalidae. Gene Ontology annotation, cellular component: cytoplasm; ubiquitin ligase complex. The record is from RefSeq and is a predicted model, not a curated record. The coding region runs from base 478 to 2142 and encodes 554 amino acids.